Spodoptera littoralis (African cotton leafworm) is the source of this 1245-nucleotide messenger RNA. The record is from the annotation of a GenBank genome assembly. NCBI's taxonomy places the organism in Eukaryota, Metazoa, Arthropoda, Insecta, Lepidoptera, Noctuidae.
AUGAUAGAAAGUGCGCUAAAUAAUUUUUCAGACAAACUUUUUUUAUACUUGACGGAAAAGUCAAAAGACCCACGAAGCCUUCUAGUGAAGAAACAUAAUGAAAAUUUUCAUACCCAUGGCGAUUAUAGUUUUCCUAAUUCGCUGAAAUCUUGGCAUGAAUAUGUAAAUUGUGAUCAAGAAGCUGAUCACGAAAGUCUGACAUUGUUACAAGCAAUUGGUAAAGAGUGUAAAGAUAUCAUAAAUGAAUCUAAAAAGUGGGAUUUGGCUGUGCAGAAAGCGAAGGAGGAGAAAGGGCGUAUUUAUUUGUUUUUAGACCGACCUAAAGCUAUUCGUGCGGGCUUGGCGGAAGGGUUGCGGAAUAAUGCAGUGUUAUCAGAGAAGUUAAAUGGAAGUGUAUCAGAUGUUCAGUUAGAUUCUUCUUGCGAUAAAGAAUCUGACCUAACCUCCUUGCGUGCGAAAUACGUUUGUAACGUCGUAAAGAACUUGUGUACACUGAGCAAUGUAAAUUCACCUGUAAUAGUCACUUCGAAGUCUUCUACCACAUGUGAGGGAUGCCACAGAGUGCUCUGUGGGACAGUACUAAAUUCUAAAACUGGUGCUAAAGAAGUUGUCAUAAGAGCUGAUGAUUUUAUUAGGUUAAGACAAGAUGAAAUGACCCUCAUAGCACAACACAAGUAUGGAGUGAGAGUAUCCACAGAUACAAAAUGGAAGGAGUUCCUAGCACAUUUGGGGGAGUCUGCAGCUUCUUUUGAAUUACUACAAACAAAACCUAGUGGUGCAGUCAAGAUCAAUUUUGAUUGUUCUGCUGGAUCUAGUAAAGGUGCAUCAUUUAUAUUGUACAAUUGUGCCCGUCUAGAGACUAUAAUAAGGACAUACAAUGACAAAGUUGCUGAUGGAACAUAUCCAGAGUUACCUCCGUUCAAUGAAGUUGAUUUUUCAUUGCUGGUCCAUGAGGAUGAAUGGCACCUAAUAUUCAACUACAUACUAGGAUUACCAUCACUACUAAACAAUAGUGUGGAGUUCAAUAACCGAGUCUGUGAAUUCCGACCACAUCAGAUAUGCAGCUACCUCUGCUCUAUGGUCAGAAUAUUCAGCCAGUACUAUAGGAAAACCAGAAUUCUAGUGGAGCCCAGAAAACAUCUGCUUCCAGUAAUAUUUGCUAGAAUCCAUAUGCUGAAAAUAUUAAAUGAAACACUCAAGACCUGUCUGAACAUUUUAAAUAUUAAAAGUGUUUCCCAAAUGUGA